Sitophilus oryzae (rice weevil) is the source of this 4732-nucleotide messenger RNA. RefSeq lists its product as uncharacterized. Gene Ontology annotation, cellular component: nucleus. Gene Ontology annotation, molecular function: zinc ion binding. The record is from RefSeq and is a predicted model, not a curated record. Bases 508 to 3660 code for a protein of 1050 amino acids. NCBI's taxonomy places the organism in Eukaryota, Metazoa, Arthropoda, Insecta, Coleoptera, Curculionidae. The transcript has 14 exons.
CCACUGGCAACGCUACACAGCAACACGCUGCCUGCUUGCUGCUCCUCGUUGUCGUAGUCGGCCGUUUGUUGUUCAGUUCAGUUCAUCUGUUCCUCUUGAAAGGGAGUCCAACGCCAACGUCGUGUUUCCGUGCGCGCGUUCAUCGAUCACAUCGCUCGAGGACGGCUCCAGUUGGAAGUAGUACCUGAACCCGGCGAUCUAGAGACGCCGUAGACUCAGCUAAAAGUCGUUAAAAAAUCACCAAUCACCACCAACGCUUGUGUUUCGUGCGUUUUAAUUAGGUUUGCACCGGCUUCGGAUUUCGGAUUGUUGAGCGCGACGAGUACGACUCCAGCGACGACUUUCUGAACCACGACGAGUUGUGAAACCAACAUGGCCGACGGCUGGAUCUCCGGUGGAAUUCGUGCGACAUAAAACUCUAUAAACAAGAGCCGGUGUUUUUAUUUUAAUUCGGCGUGAACAUAACCCUGUAUUUUGGAGUGCGUUAAUUUAAAAACAGUGAUAAUAAUGGAGGAGUCUCCUUCGCCAGCUGAAAGUGAUAUCAAUUCGGAACAUAACGGCACGGAUAAUGGGGACAUUACACCACCGCAAGAAAUGGAGGUUGAAGUGGAAACUUGCCGCAUUUGCGACGAAAUCAGCGAGAAAAUGUUCAACAUUUUCGAUGAGAAUCCGGAAGGUUAUCAGCUGAUCGGGCUCAUUAAGGAGAAUUUGCCGAUUGUCCUGUACAAGUCGGAUCCUUUAUCCAAGCAGGUGUGCGAGAGGUGCGUGGAGAAUUUACAGAUUAUCAGUAGUUUGAAGAAACGGAGCAAAAACACGCAGGAAAAGUACGUGGAAAAGUUGAAAAACGAAGUGGAUACUUCUGACAAGAAUGUCCUACUUUUUCUUGGUUGCACCGGUAGCAAGCUCAUUGAAAACACCGAAGAGGAAGAUGAGGAGGAAGAAGAGCUCAAAGAUCAGGGCACAUCUACCGAGGAUCUGACAGUACUGUGCUCCAAUUGCAAAACAGCAAUUUUGGACGCCAGCACAGUGAAUGGAGAUGUAGAACUCUCUACAAAUCUGCAUAAGAUUAUUGCAGAAUCUCUGAAGAAAAAUAGAGUUAUCACAGAAGAUGCUGAUACAGAAAAAGUAUUACGUAAAAGAAAAAUACAACCUCUGUAUCAUGAACUUGACGAUUCACUAUGCAGUAGUUUGACAGACUUAACUAGACAUACUGCAGGAAUUUAUACAGGUGAGGAAGAGGAAGAAUCGUCCCAAUUCGCUAGCGAAGUUGAUUCUGAAGAAUCGGUAGAUGAGAGACCAGUAAAACGAAGAAAAGUUGACAGUGAAUCUAAAAAAAUCCAAGAAGAAAUCGACCAGGAGGUGGCUAAGUUGAAAGAAAACGAUGUCACAGAAAAUGGAAACGAUGCUGAUAAGCCUGAAGAAGGGGAAAAUGAAGAAAAAUCUGAAAAACCUGGAGAGACUGAAGAGACUAAAGAAACUCAACCAAAAGAAGAAGAAAAGGUGCCUGAGAGAGUUAUCAAUUACGUAGAAAUGUUUGAAGAAGAACCCGAUACGACAUUUGAGCCCUUAACUUUGCUCCAAAUUGCCUUGAACUCAAUCAACGUCCAAAACGUUCCAGACUAUGAACCAGUAACUUUCGUAGAAAAACCCACAGCUUGCAAGUGUGCUACGUGUGGGGAAGGCUUUAAAAAUAUGAAAUUAUUAGCCUUGCAUGAAUUAAGUCAUAUCGAAGUAGACAUGGAGGAGAAAAUAGACAACCCUGUUCCAUGGACGGAGGAGCAUCCGUUUGCUAAGAUCAGAAACCAGUGGCUCACGUUCUUUGACGAAAAUGGGUAUGAUGAGGAAGAUAUUGUGGUCGAUGUUCUGACUUGUAACAAAGAGGAAACGAGUCUGUUGGUUGAAAAAAGUGAAAAAACUAUGGACAUGUCGAAGAAAGACGAAGUCGUUUUGGUUAAUAUGAAACCAAUGGUGAAUGGAAUAUCUUUGAGAGACUAUGAAAAAGAAGAAAGAAAAGCGUUCUAUCAAUGUAUUAGAAUAGGAGGACAAACAAAACGGUUUUGUACUUUGUGCAGAUAUUGUUUCAAAGACAACUGGGCUAUAGAGAGUCAUUAUUUUUCGUCAGCCUGUCAUUACACGUGUAAAUAUUGUGGUAUGAGGUUUAAUAAACAAAGACACAGAUAUGAAGAACAUGUGGAGAACCAUGUAAAAAAAGGCGAUCAAGUUUCCGAUAAGAUUUUCACUGCUAGCAAAGUGAAUAACACUUUACCAAAGAUUAUUCAGCCUAACAAAGUGAGAAGGAUCGUUCACGGUGAUCCUGAACCGGCACGACAGAUAUAUUUGGAGGACUUUUUGCCGGACGAAGUACCCAGAGGCACGUCACUGGUGGCCAAGUCUAGAUUUGAGGGUGCGCCUCAGAAUAAUUCAAUGAGCUUUGUGAAAAUAAAACAGGAACCUAAAGAUUAUCCUAGUAGUGGUCCUGAAGUGAAAAAUCAGAACCAAGCUUACUUUUGCAGAAAAUGCUAUAAGGUUUUCUUCAAACUGGACGAAUUCAACGCGCACAGCAAAAAUUGCGAUUACAGUCAAUUCAACAAUUCGGCUCCGUCGUACCGACCAGCGCCCAACAAUCAACAUCCACCUAGGCAACCACCUAACAACGUUAUGCGUCAACCACAUCCGCCUGAACGAAAAUCCAAUGGAGAAUACACCAACGCUGGAAGACCAAUCAGAAACUGCGUCAAAGACAUUGGACCAUAUACCGACGAAGUUUAUAUUCCUAAGCAGCUGUUGAAUGAGACGGUGAAGCAUUCCGGUCAGAGUUUCAUCUGUCAUAUCUGUGGUACUCCGUUCCCAACAAUUUAUUCCAGAAAUAGUCACAUGAGGAUCCAUAAAGGGGAACUACCGGGAAUGGGACACGCUGCUCUUCAUCCUCCACAACAGUCACACAGUAACAUACUAAAGCAGCGUUUACAACAACAACAGCAAAUGCAAAGGGCUAAUUAUCCACAGCAAAGAAACGUUUACCAACCAAGACAGCAAAAUAACUAUCCACAAUUUGAGGAUAUAAAGAUUAAAGAAGAACCUGUGGAUACCUUCGAACCAAUGGUAGAAAUACACGAAGGACACGAGGAACCGCCUUCUCCACCGCAGAAAUAUAACCCAGUACCACCUCCAAGAGAACUAGGUGGCGGGGCAGUAUCCAUCACGCCGAUCGCCAAGAAUAAUCCUCCACCCAAAAGAAGUCUGAGUCCGAACAUCAUGAAACUGGUCCAGAACAACCCUAAUAUAAGCAUCAGCAAGAGAUUCUCUGAAAAACAACAACAGCUACAUCGCCAAUCGACCAGCAACAACUACAUGAGACACAGUACAGGAAAUUAUAACGGGAAUGCUGGAUACCAGGGACCAUAUGCUCCCCCUCUUAAUCAACAGCAACAUCAUCAACAGCCUGGAAACUAUGGUCCUCCAAAUUUGCAGCAGAUGAACGUGGAUGAUCGAACGUACAAGUGUUCUAGUUGUUGGGAGGCUUUUACCAACAAAUCCCAUCUGUAUUUCCAUAAGAAAAACCAAUGUGAAGGUUCAAGGUUUCCCUGUCCGUUCUGUAAGAAAAGAUUUGGUACUGAGGCAGCUUACAGUUCUCAUAUUUUCUACAGCCAUCCAGAAUAAGCACAAAAGCCAAGAAAAACGAAUGAACUUUGUGUAUACUAGUGUUUUGUGCAUUGCAACAUUAGAGGUUUUCAGAAAAACAACAGAAAUGCCAAUCAAUUUAGCAAGAACUACAUGAGAAGAAGAAUCCUGGAUAUCAAGAACCAAUCAACAAUAUCAACAUGUCUGGAAACUAUAGACCUCUGUAUAUGCAGCAGAUGGACGUGGAUGAUAGAACAUACAAGCUGUUGGAAAGCUUUUACCAACAAGUCUCAUCUGUAUUUCCAUAAGAAAACCCAGUGUGAAGGUUCAGGAUUUCCCGGUACAUUUUGUAAGGAAAGCUUAUACAGUUAUCACAUUUUCAAUCAUCAAAAAUAAGCAUAUAGCAGCCAAGAAAAAAGGAUAAAUUUCGUGUAUACUAGUGAUUUGUGCCUUUAAAAUUGUUCCAAGUAUUUCUCUUUGACGUCGUUCUAGUCAGGCCUGAAAUAGUCCUGUUUUUGAGACAUCCAGUAUAUUGAUUUUGUUUUUCAAUGGCAUUUUAGUGUUAAAAGUAAGUGAACAAUAACCUAUGCGAAAAGACUGAACUGAUUCCCAAAAACGAUAGUUUUAUUUGAACUAUACUCUAUAAUCGAAAAAAAACUGCGUCGUGGUAGCCUUUAAAAUCGGGCCGACAGAAAUUACGAACGAUUUUCGAUUUUAAAGCCACUAUGAUACUGUUUUUUUUUUGGUAAGCUUGUAAAUUUCUUAAAGAAAAAUAGUAUACAUUUGUUUGGAAUAAAAAAAGUAUUUUUCCCCUGUACAUAGUUCUUUAGAUUCAGCCAAAUAAUAUUUUUAGGAUAAGCAGUAAAAAUAUUUUAAGUUUGUAUAUAUUUUCUUUGUGUAUUUUAUACUAUAGUUAUAUUUGUGAUUUAUUUUUUAUGGUAAGGUUGAAACGUCGAAGUGUUUGAUACAUUUUUUUUUUGUUAGUGACACACUAAAUUGUAACAUUCCUGUUUUGUUAAAAUAGUGCUGCCGAAAGUAUGUUAGUUUUUUGGACUGAUUUGAUCUAUCUUUAGUAUAAUGUAUAAUACAAAUAUAAAGUAUUUAAAUUUGA